Umbelopsis ramanniana AG is the source of this 472-nucleotide messenger RNA. RefSeq lists its product as uncharacterized. Gene Ontology annotation, biological process: mitochondrial respiratory chain complex IV assembly. The record is from RefSeq and is a predicted model, not a curated record. NCBI's taxonomy places the organism in Eukaryota, Fungi, Mucoromycota, Umbelopsidomycetes, Umbelopsidales, Umbelopsidaceae. The coding region runs from base 20 to 277 and encodes 85 amino acids. The transcript is spliced from 2 exons. Gene Ontology annotation, cellular component: mitochondrion.
GAGCCUUUCUCAUUGCAACAUGUCAACUCGAGCAAAGAUUACACUAGCAGGAUCCUUUGCUUUUUGCGGAUUGACGAUAUGGGGUGUACAUUAUUUACAGCGCUAUGAAAAAGAGCUCAUGAGAGCAGGAUUAGUGCGGGAGGAAGAGCGUCAACAACGUAAGCAGCAGCAAAGAGCCAAUAAAGAAGAACUAGAUGCCCAAAAAGCACUUCAUGAACAUCUCAUACAAUCACAGUCGGUCAAAGCAACGUCCGGUACGGCGUCUGACAGCGAAUAACCGGUCAACAGAGAAAACAUAGCGUCAACGAACCCCCUGCCUAUUCAAUGUAUAAAAUAGAAAAAUGAAGCAUCGCUCCGUAUAGAACUGCACAACCAUACCAUAUAGCAAAAAAGUAUUUAUAUUCUUUCAGAGUCACAAAGCAACUGGAAGGUAGUCUUUUUCAUCGAAGAAACAAUCAAUCUCUCGAUGAAU